UUCAUUGUUUAACUUCGAUAUGUAAAAUGCAAUAAAACUAUUGGCACGAAGAUUUCAUUCCUGGAAUUCGCCAUUGCAGCGGAACCAAACAAGUGAAUAGAUGCACAACAACGGUGGUAAAACAACAACAACAACACCAAAAAAAGUGAGACAAUAUAAAAAUAAAUAAAAGAAACAGUGAAAAUAACAACAGCUCGUAUUAAUUACACAUACAUUAAAAGGCAAUGUUGAUGGAAUGGUAAAUAACAGCACAGCAGCCAACUUGAAAUAGCAGUGAAACAUAAAUAUUCGUGCUGCAUUUUUUUCAGUGCAUAGGUACUUAAUUGAUGUUAAAUUGACGUGCAUUCACAUUGCAGUGCGUGCGUGUGUGUGUGUGUGUGUAAGAGUGUGUUUCGUGGGUUUUAAGAAACAGUUAAUUAUUGCAAGCAUAAAAAAAACGUACAUAAAAAAUAGUCAGUUACUUGAAAAAUUCCACAGCAAAAUUAUGUUUGUGAAAUUAAAGAAAAUAUACCAAACACAUGUGUAGUAAGCAAACAAAAACGUAAUAGAAAAUUAAACAAAAAAAAAUUAAGUAAACACGGCGAACUAAAAAACACACACAUAUACAACAGUAAAAACAGCACUUGGACAACUGUAAUUUUAUAAAAAAAAAAUUCAGUCCUUGGAUUACUUGGACGAUGGCAGUGUCCUGCCCCGAAGUAAUGUACGGUGCUUACUAUCCAUAUUUGUAUGGCCGUGCCGGACCAAGUCGUUCAUUCUAUCAAUAUGAGAGGUUCAAUCAGGAUUUGUACUCAUCGUCGGGCGUGCAAUUGGCCUCAUCGAGCGCCUCUGGCAGCUCACAUUCGCCCUGCAGUCCUAUCCUUCCGCCGGCGGUGAGUGCUAAUGCUGCCGCUGCAGCAGUAGCGGCCGCGCACAAUACCGCCGCGGCGGUAGUCGCCGUCGCAGCACAAACGGCCAAUCACUCGGCGAGCAUAGCUGCAACGACGAGUCUGCCGUUGGGCGGCGGUGGCGGCGCUGGUGUACCUGGUGGUGGUGGUGGUGGUAGCGGCAGUAUAGGAGGUGCUGGUGGUAGUGCGGGCGUUGCAAGUUCAGUGCUUGGUGCCACAGGAGGUGGCGGCGGAGGAGUGGUCAUUGGUGGCGGCAGCGGCAGCAGCGUAGCGGUCAGCAAUGCGAUACAACACAGCAGAGCGCAUACCAAAGAAGAAGAUAUGGGAGUGCAACGAAGUGAAGCUGAAGCUCGGCUAGUGGGUUCACAUCACAACGAGUCCUCCUGCUCAUCAAGUCCUGAUUCACCUCGCCACGCAUUGCACGGAGCACAAGCGAAGGAACUGCCCCUGCCGUUGGAUAGCUCGAAUGUCAACGGACAGGGUAGAGCACAAUACUUAUCAGCCACCUGCGUCGUAUUUACAAACUAUUCCGGCGACACGGCCAGCGUUGUGGAUGAACACUUUUCGCGGGCGCUCAAUUUUAGCAAUAAAGAAAGCAAAGAAACGAGUAGUCCCAUGUCAGCAAGAAAUUUCCCACCUUCGUUUUGGAACAGUAACUAUGUGCAUCCAGUGCACGCGCCGUCACAUCCGCAGGUUGGUGAUCUGUACACCUCGGACGGUGGCUACGCAACGGAUCCAUGGGUGCCACAUGCCGCCGCUGCACACUAUGGUUCUUAUGCGCACGCGGCACAUGCGCAUGCGGCACACGCACAUGCCUACCAUCACAAUAUGGCGCAAUACGGUAGCCUGUUACGGUUGCCACAGCAAUACAGCCAUGGUACCAGACUGCAUCACGACCAACAGACCGCGCAUGCGCUCGAAAGUGCGGCAGCCUAUUCCAGUUACCCCACAAUGGCAGGACUUGAAGCGCAAGUACAAGAGUCAUCUAAGGAUCUUUACUGGUUUUAAAUUUAAGUGCAACGCAAUGUAAAAAGACACACAUACACACUCACACGCAAAUAGAUA
Rhagoletis pomonella (apple maggot) is the source of this 1952-nucleotide messenger RNA. RefSeq names its product protein vestigial (gene vg). Gene Ontology annotation, cellular component: nucleus. The transcript has 7 exons. NCBI's taxonomy places the organism in Eukaryota, Metazoa, Arthropoda, Insecta, Diptera, Tephritidae. The record is from RefSeq and is a predicted model, not a curated record. Gene Ontology annotation, biological process: regulation of transcription by RNA polymerase II. The coding region runs from base 678 to 1895 and encodes 405 amino acids.